Cladophialophora psammophila CBS 110553 is the source of this 2010-nucleotide messenger RNA. RefSeq lists its product as uncharacterized. The record is from RefSeq and is a predicted model, not a curated record. The transcript has a single exon. Gene Ontology annotation, cellular component: mRNA cleavage and polyadenylation specificity factor complex. NCBI's taxonomy places the organism in Eukaryota, Fungi, Ascomycota, Eurotiomycetes, Chaetothyriales, Herpotrichiellaceae. Gene Ontology annotation, molecular function: protein binding. Bases 1 to 2010 code for a protein of 669 amino acids.
AUGGCCAAUGUCUACGAUGACCAAGAAGGAGGCGGCUUCCGUCGACGGAGACCCCGACCAAUUACCGAUUAUGGCUCCUCCAUGAUUCAGUGGAUGAGCAACCGAAAACCACCUUACAAGGGAAGCUAUCACUAUGAACAAGAAAGACCUAGCCAAAGCUAUGUUAUCGACAUAUUGCCGCCCCCAGCUCGAAGAGAUGCCCCUGCUGAGUCGAUACCCGUUCGCCAUCUUCACACCUCUUUAGGUAAAUCGAAAAAGCCGGUGACGGUUGUGCGGUGGAUGCCCGAAGGCCGUCGACUUCUUGCCGGUGUGCACAAUGGAGAGUUCAUGCUAUGGAACGGCAUGUCUUUCAACUUUGAGACUGUCACUGCUAUGGGCUCCAGUUCUCUACGCGCUGCCGAGUGGUCGAAUCGAAAGGAUUGGCUCGUCGCAGCAAACGACGAAGGCACCGUGUACUAUCUACAACCAACUCUGAACAAUCCCCAUCAAUUCAAGGGCCACGAUGCGCCAAUUAGAGAUCUUGCGUUUGCGCCCUCUGAUGCAAAGUUUGUCACCGCUUCUGAUGACAACACUCUCAAAAUCUGGGACUUCACCUCUUCCACCAACGAAUCGACGUUCACAGAGCAUGGUUGGGACGUAAAAGCCUGCGACUGGCACCCCACAAAAGGCCUUGUCGUCUCGGGAAGCAAAGACCACAGCGUGCGACUAUGGGAUCCUCGGACCUGCAGGAAUCUUACCACGCUGCAUGGUCAUAAAAACGCCAUCACGGCCACAGUUUUCAGCCGGCUUCGCGACCAGUUACUGGCAACAGCCGGCAGAGACGGUCAAACCCGCAUUUUUGACUUACGUAUGAUGCGCGACGUUGCCAUCUUGCGAGGCCAUGAGAAAGGUGUGACUACGUUAUCGUGGCACCCAAUUCACCCCAGCCUUAUCAGCACGGGCGGCGACGAUGGCUCCCUGCAUUCCUACUUACUCACAGAACCAAAUACACCCGCUGGUGUCUCUUCCACAACGACCUCGCCCUAUGCAUCAUCAGACCCACGCUCCGCACCCGCACAAUCAAUCUAUCCUGCCCACCGCAUUCCUCACGCGCAUGAUUCCUCGAUCUGGUCUAUCGACUGGCACCCAUUAGGGCAUAUUCUCGCAUCGGGCUCUAAUGACCACUAUACGCGCUUCUGGUCCCGCGCACAGCCCGGGCAGACGACCUGCUUCAAAGACCAAUUUCACCUGGGUGAAGAAGGGGCGGAAGCACAGGGCACAUGGGAUAGAAAGUUUGGGAGGAAGCAGGCGAAGGAGCUCGAGGAGCAAGAAGAGCAAGAUGAGGCAGAGGGACUGGAAGAUCAGGCAAAUCAGGGACAAGCAGCCACCGCUGGCGCAGGCUUGUCAAUUCCAGGGUUGCCUGGUCUCCCUGGUAGAGGAAUGAAUGGGACGGCGCAACCGAUUCCCGGCAUCGGUAAUGUUCCUCCGCCACCAUUAUCUCUCUUGUCAGGGUUGCAGAGCAAUGCUAGUGCAACUGGUAACCUGGGCCGGCCUUCAUCGCGAGGUAGUCAAGGCCAGACUCACGCGACGGUUCCUCCAAUCCCACCAUUCCCUCCCGUACCAGGCAUGGACACCGAAUCCAUUCAGCGCCUGCUCGCCUUGACCCAACAGCAGCAGCAAGCCGGUCAACAACCACUACCAGGCACCUCCGCUGUACCGCCGAUCGACUUCACGAAACUCAACCUGCUGCCCGGUUUCCCACCCCCUCCGCCGGUCGCCGGUAGUCAGAUGCCGCCUCCUCCUAUCCUCGGCUCUGCUCCGGCUGCUGCUGGAAUUCCCGGUAUCGGAGGAGGUGGAGGUAUCCCAGGCCUCUCUGGCAACGGCGCAGGUGCACUGAUAAAUGCCACCACCAUCUCUGGUAGUACCGGUGCCAGUGCCGGUGGCAAUUCGCGGAGGCGAGCGCCGCUGCCAAGCCAGAGCGAAGGAUUCAAGGCCGAGCAAGCAAGAGGGAACUAUCGCGUUCCACGAUAG